ACGUGUGCGGGGAGGAAGCAGCGACAGAGGCUGCCACCGUGGAGGCGAGGGAGCCUUGGGGGGGGGGACCUCUCUCUCGUCAUCGCCGUCGAGCGCACGAGGCGAGCGCCGGAUCGACGGGGGCUCAUCGCGCCGCUGAUUCGCGUCGUCGACACCGCGAGGUACCACGACCUCCCGGGCGGCGGGCGGGGGUGGCGAUGCCGCCCACCUCGCCAUGGCUCUGACAGCGGAGGCGUCAACGCAGACGACGGACGUGCCCCACCACGCCGAAGACGCUCGGGAGGCCUCGCGCAGCCAAUUCGGCACCAGGGAGUUUAAGGAGGCGGCCACUCAGUACGACCCGGACGACCCGGGGCAGUGCUGCGCGUCGCCCCACGGGCCCGGAGGAGGCUCCCCCAAGCCCGACUCCGAGGGCCGCUCCACGGCCGGCGAGUGCGGCUCUCGCAAGCGCAAGAGGCGUCCCAACAAGCUGGUCCAUCGCAGCCCGGGCCCCGGCCAGGAUGCCGUGGGCAGCCCUUGCGAUGAGCCCAGCCGUUGCGAAGAAGACUCCUCCAGCCCUUGCGACAAAUCCGGCCACUCCUACGAUGAACCCGGCCGCUCCGAUCAACCCGCCCGCUCCUCCGAUGAACCCUGUCGCUCCGAUGAACAAGACCACUCUUCUGAUGAACCCAGCCACUCCUCCGAUGAACUCGGCCAUUCCAUAGAAUCCGGCCACUCCUCCGAUGAACCCGGCCGCUCCAAUGAACCCAGCCACUCUUCCGACGAAAUCAGCUACUCCAAUGAACUCAGCCACUCCGAGGAACUCGGCCGCGCCGAUGAACUCAGCUCCUCCAACGAACCCAGCCCCUGCAACGGCGCUGGUCUUUAUGAGGUAUCCGUUCCCUGCAACGGCUCUGGCCCUUACGAUGUGUCCGGCUUCUACAACGGGUCCAGUCCUUGCGACGGGCCGCUGGAAAGCACGAGCGCCGGGCAGCCCCUGUCAUGGGGGCCCCCGAUCAACCCCCCCAUGAUCGACCUGCAGCAGAUGAUGCUCAACAGCUUCCACUUGGCCCAGGUGUGGGGCUACCGCAGGGAGGUGGCCGAGCGGCUGGGACGGCACCCGAAGGUCGAGCGCAACGGGAGGCCCCCGGCCGCGGACAGACGCGCGCCGCCGACGGCCGCCGACGCGGCGUCGCGCUCGGACGGGGAGGGCGAAACCCGCCUGCCGCCGCAGGACGAGAAGUGGCCUCGGCGGAAGGGCCGGUCCGAGCCCUGCGAGCCGGCGCCCGUGGACCGCGUGGACGUGAGCGACCGCAUCGACGACUCCCACUGCGUGGAGACGGCCGACGGGCAGCGGCGCUGGCAGUGCCGCCUCUGCGAGAAGUCCUACACCUCCAAGUACAACCUGGUCACGCACGUGCUGGGCCACAGCGGCGUCAAGCCGCACGCGUGCACCCAGUGCGGCAAGCUCUUCAAGCAGCUGAGCCACCUCAACACGCACCGGCUCACGCACGCCGGCGCGCGUCCCCACCGCUGCCACGUGUGCGGCCGUGCCUUCACGCAGACGAGCCACCUCAAGAGGCACCUCAUGCAGCACAGCGCCGUGCGGCCUUACAACUGCGGCGUGUGCGGCCGCGGCUUCGCCUACCCCAGCGAGCUGCGCGCGCACCAGAGCCGGCACGUCGCGUCGCGCCGGUGCGCGGCGUGUGGGGUGUCCUUCGCGAGCGCCGCCCUGCUGCGGAGGCACAAGGCCACGCAUGGAGCGCCGGCAGAGCCGCGCGACGGCUUCCCGUGCGGGGAGUGCGGGAAGACGUUUCAGUACCGCAGCCAGCUGCACAACCACGAGCUCAAGCACAAGGGGGAGCGGCCGCACAUCUGCACCGAGUGCGGCAUGGAGUUCGUGCAGUCGCACCACCUCAAGCAGCACAUGCUCAUCCACAAGGGCAUCAAGGAACACAAGUGCGGCGUGUGCGGACGCGGGUUCACCCUGCAGGCCAACAUGAAGCGCCACCAGCUGACUCACACCAACGUGCGCGCCUACCAUUGCCACCUGUGCCACAAGGCGUUCACGCAGAAGCAGACGCUCAAGGCGCACAUGAUCGUCCACUCAGACAGCAAGCCCUUCCACUGCAAGAUCUGCGGGAAGCAGUUUAACCGCCUGCACAACCUGAUGGGCCACCUGCACCUGCACGCCUCGCGCAAGCCCUUCCAGUGCUCGCACUGCCCCAGCAAGUUCACGCUCAAGGGCAACCUGACGCGGCACACCAAGAUGAAGCACGGCACGCCGCACGGCUCCGCGUGGGACGGCGACGACGCCGCGGCGCCGCUCCUGCCGGAGCCCCCCACCGCGUGGGCGCCGCGCGCCGGGGGCCCCCCCCUCUCCGUCACGGUCGCCCCCCUCCGCCGCAUCGAGCCGGCGUCGCUGGAGGCGUCGUUUCGCCAAUCCGCCGCGACGUCGUCGUCAGCGUCAGCGGCGUCGGCGGCGCGGGCGGCGAUUCAGCACCGCGUGCGCUGCCGGACGAAGGCGAACGCGCGAGCCGGAGCUCGGGCGCUCUCGGACAAGUUGCCGCGAGGGCCUCGCGUGACCCCCCAAGACGGGGGUCGUGACGGCGCCAUCGUGGCGUUCUGGGAGCAGGUGGAGCCGUUCGAUCUGUCGCGGGCGGGGUGCACGGGGGGGGAUCCGGCGGCGGCGGCGGCGGCGCGCGUGGCCGAGAGGCCGGGCGGGACGGCGCCGGAAGAGGCGCGCGCCUUCUCCGAGGGCACGGAAACGAGCCCCGUCCACGUCAAGUGCGAGGAGGUCCAUUGCGACGACAGGAGGGGCCUGCAGGCGAUCUCCGUGCGCGAUGUGCAGUUGAGCUGGGACGACUACAAAGGGACCGUGCGGGCGGCGGCGGCGGGGGCGGCGUGCGAGCGCCGCGGAGACAUCAACGGGCACGGCUGCCACUGGCUCCGCUCGCAAAUCUGAGCCGCGCGGAGGGGAUUCGUCUCAGCAGCAGGCUUCUUCUCCGCCGACGUCACGUGCUCAAUGUCCGGGCCUUCGUCUCUCGCCAAAUCAUUUCCAGGUCGCUGCUCGACCGGAGUCGGCGUGCGACGAGCAGCCGAGGAUAUAUCGCGAGAGGUUUUUGCCAAAAGUUGGCGCCCCGUUGGAAAAAUGUUGCUGCGUUGUCGACCAGGGCAGAGUCGGCUGGAAUCUUAAGCACUGUCUACAAUUUUUUAAGUACAAAUCCUUUAAUAAACCAGCCCCUGCACAUUUUAAAUUUAGCUGAAGUCAUCACAGCCGUCCACUUAUUAGACGACGCGUACAAAGUGCAGCACACACGUAUUUCGGCAUUUAUUGGAUUGGCAGCGCAUAUUUCUGCUUCAAUGACAAACAACAAUGCGAUUGGGCGCACAAAGUAAUUCCACCUGCCUUCUACAAUGGCUCUGUAAAUCAUAGACACCAGGAAUAUACGAGAUGACUCUCGGCUAGUAUGACAAUGAUCCGUGUUCAGGCUCGUCGAUGAUGUUUUUUUUCCUCCCAAGACUUUAAUGAACACGUGAUAACGGGACACAUAAUUUCUGUGGGGGUUAUUUUUCAUAAUCUGCGGGUGGCUGGAAAACCCGGACUGGGUUGCUUGGUGCUCAUUGUCGGGCGUGCGGUUGACUGCAAUGUGGAACUUUUCUAAGAAAUCCAAUUUAAAUCGAAGGAAGUCACAGUCCAGGUCAGUCACUUUCCUGCCUUCCCAUCAUGAGUGAGCCACUAUCGGCUUCCCUACCCACCACCGUCACCUUGUCCAGUGUAUAUGUAAUGGAAAUGGCACCACAAUUACAGAGGCAUAACGACACCGCACCAAAACGACUUCUCGCGUUCCCAUGCACAACUCAUCGCACCGAUCCUCACCCUUAGUUUGUUGCGUCAUUGCAAGAACAGCGCAAUAAUUCACCUUUCUAACGCCGCUUAACCACGGAAUUGUCCACAAGUUAUCACCGUAGCAGUGUAGCUUUCAGGCGCUGUUAAGGGACAUUUGAGGAGACUGCGUGGCACAUGUUACAUGUGGUUUUGCUUUUUUGCCAAAAACAAUGGUGCCGUCGUGUCUGCUUGUCGGUGCUCCGUGCUCAUUUGCGAAUGUACGAAUGCCCAACAGUUGAAGUUGUGUGUCGCAAGGAAAUUGUGAUGUCACCUCAGCACACGACGAUGCUUUGUGAGAUGCUCAACCGCAUGAAAGAGGUGUUGGCUGAUGCAUAACUGAUGGAGUGAGGUGGGGGGGGGGAGCAGUAGGUGUUGGGACACAGCCACACCUGGGCGACCCUCACCUUGGCUCUGCUUGAGGUAUGGACAUGUCACAGGUAUGGAUUCAGUUAGUGGUGCAGCGAUCGAGUGUGCAGAUGCAUCUGACACUGGCACCUAUGAGAUGGAGGGGUCCUGCUACUGGGGCCAUGAAAAAGGGGGUUUUUGGACAGGGGGCCCCAUUUCAUUCUUUGAAUCAAGGCCCAUGUCACAUCUGUGCCGUGGCACUGGCUGCAGAGUUAUUACACUGGUCAACAACAACAAAAAAUUCUGGCCUGGACUUUUGCAGCUGUUUUAGACUAAUUUCAGGGUGCUGAUUCCAAGUCUGAUCUCAGAUUUGCGCUAUCACAUCUCAUGUUUAUGCUAUCGGCAUACCCCAUUUUCAUUGAUUUUAUGAUUGCAAGUUGUUGCGAGUCAGUGACUGCUUUAGUGCUAAAAUAUGGUGCUGUAUUUUUAGGAUAGUGUGUUUUUUAUAUAAUUUUAUGUAAGAUAUCCACUUUUAUUUAAUAUUUUUCUUCUGCAGUUUUUAUUGAAAAAUGCAAUAUUUGAUAUCUCAAAAACCUAAUGUGAUAGACAAAAACUGAUGCCAGAGUUGGAAUCAGCACCCCAAAAUUACCUUAAAACCGUUGGAAUACCUUAUGCCAGAAAAAGUGUGUUGACCAGUAUUAUCGAUGUGUGUUAUUUUGAUUCACCUCUGCGCUGUGCUUCUUACUGACCGGUUGUUCGACAUGCACUGCUCAGCAUUGAUCUGAACAGACACAUUUUGGGAAUUUUACUACUGAUUGAACAAAAGAAAUAGGAAUCUGAAUAGAGACAGGCAUAAUAAUGGUAGAAAUGGGAAAAUUACUCCAGGACCUCACGUGCUCAUGAGUUAUUUUGAGGACUGGUUAGUAAUUUAAUGUAAGCCUCCGUCAUUUCUGGAGACAUUUGUAAUCAUCCUGAAUGGUAAUGUUACGUGCUCUGGAGAAGAGUUGACAUAUUUGCGAAUAAAUUGUACAAUUCACAUUGCAGUAUUGCAAUUCGAAUCGUGCUGGCAAUAUUAUUAAGAGACACGUUUUAACAGGAACUGUCCAUAUCAUGUACGUGCGAGUGUAAAAUGGCUUUAUAGUGUACCAAAAUGUUCAAACCAUGAAAACAAGUGUGCGGGCACAACCCUUACAACUUUAUUAUCCCUAAGAAAAGCGCACGUUUUAUAUCGGCCCACUUUUCCUCCCCGCGUGGCUUAUUUCGUGUGUUAAUUGCAUUAAAUCUACAGCAAAGCAAAACAUAUUUGUUGUGCUUAUAUUUUUUUAAUGCCAUAUUUCCCUGUUUGCUCUUAAGUGUCCAAUUGCGUACAACA
Messenger RNA from Lethenteron reissneri (Far Eastern brook lamprey), 5585 nucleotides. Its product is annotated as zinc finger protein 768-like. The record is from RefSeq and is a predicted model, not a curated record. Gene Ontology annotation, biological process: regulation of gene expression. Gene Ontology annotation, cellular component: nucleus. NCBI's taxonomy places the organism in Eukaryota, Metazoa, Chordata, Hyperoartia, Petromyzontiformes, Petromyzontidae.